This is a messenger RNA of Jatropha curcas, 1502 nucleotides long. Its product is annotated as putative polygalacturonase. Gene Ontology annotation, molecular function: polygalacturonase activity. Lineage: Eukaryota; Viridiplantae; Streptophyta; Magnoliopsida; Malpighiales; Euphorbiaceae. Gene Ontology annotation, biological process: carbohydrate metabolic process. The record is from RefSeq and is a predicted model, not a curated record.
UCUAUUUCUCAAGUUAAAAUGCAACAAUGGAUUUGUGUCCUAAAUCAAGCAAUUACCUUCUAGGUAUUUUCUUUUCUAUUAUUCUGUCAUUGACAAGGCUUGGAGAAUGCACAAACACCAUACAAUACUCUGCAAUAACCUGUCGGAAACACACCGCAGUUUUAACAGAUUUUGGAGGAGUUGGUGAUGGUAAAACAUCAAAUACAAAGGCUUUCCAUUCAGCAAUUGCUAAUCUAAGCCAGUAUGCAUCAGAUGGAGGAGCGCAGCUAAUUGUACCACCAGGAAAAUGGCUAACUGGGGCUUUUAAUGUCACUAGUCAUUUCACUCUUUAUCUCCAAAAGGAUGCAAUUCUUCUUGCUUCUCAGGAUGAAGCAGAAUGGCCAGUUCUCGCUCCAUUGCCUUCUUAUGGGAGAGGAAGAGAUGGACCUGGUGGAAGGUUUAGCAGUUUCAUUUUUGGUACAAACCUCACGGAUGUGGUGAUUACAGGUAAUAAUGGCACAAUCGAUGGACAAGGUGCAACUUGGUGGACCAAGUUCCGUAGUGGUCUACUGAAGAUUACCAGGCCAUAUCUCAUUGAGUUUUUAUACUCUGAUCAGAUUCAAAUAUCCAAUCUUACAUUAAUCAACUCUCCUUCUUGGAAUGUUCAUCCCACAUAUUCCAGUAAUGUGCUGAUCCAAUGGUUGACUAUUCUUGCACCAGUUGACUCCCCCAACACAGAUGGAAUCGAUCCAGACUCGUGCACGAAUACUCGAAUCGAAGAUUGUUACAUUGUGUCAGGAGAUGAUUGUAUUGCAGUUAAAAGUGGGUGGGAUCAGUACGGAAUAAAAUUUGGAGUGCCAACAAGGCAACUGAUCAUAAGAAGGUUGACCUGCAUUUCCCCGGAUAGUGCUACAAUUGCUCUUGGCAGCGAAAUGUCAGGCGGAAUCCAGGACGUUAGAGCUGAAGAUAUUACAGCAAUCAACACACAGUCUGGUGUCAGAAUAAAAACUGCAAUUGGAAGAGGAGGCUUUGUAAAAGACGUUUUUGUCAGAAAAAUGAACUUUCAGACUAUGAAGUAUGUUUUCUGGAUGACUGGAUCCUAUGGCUCACACCCUGACGAAGGAUAUGAUCCAAAAGCAUUGCCUAAUAUUACUCAAAUAAAUUACAACGACGUUGUGGCUAAGAACGUGACUUAUACAGCUAGACUCGACGGAAUAAAAAAUGAUCCUUUUACCGGAAUUUGUAUUUCUAAUGCAGAUAUUACAUUGACAGAAAAACCGAAGAAACUACAAUGGAACUGCACUGACAUUGCAGGAGUUACAAGCAAUGUGACGACUAAAGCGUGUGAUUUGUUGCCCGAGAAAAAGAUCGACUGUCCUUUUCCUAAAGAUACUCUUCCAAUUGACAAUAUUAAGCUUCAAACAUGCUCUCUGCCUUCAAGCAAAUUGCUAGAUUUAUAGAUUACAUGUUAAUUGUUCUUCUUCAAAGAAAUAAAUGAAAUGGGUUUAAUUUGGAUUAUUUUA